UCCCCCGGGCGAAGUAAAUUCCAUUCCAUUCCAUUCCAAGGCACCCACCAGACUUAUGAACAUCGACCCCGUCUGUCAGCUAAACGGUGCUUCUUCGCUCAACCAAGAACUAGCGACUCCGCCGGUGCUCUUCCAACAUGGCAACCUUUCGGCGAUUCCGUCCCGACGACGUCAACAAGUUCUCCAAAUGCAACCUCGACCCAUUGACGGAAACAAUACGAGCUUAGUUUCUAUCUCCAAUACGAUGCAAAGUGGCCGUCUCUCUUCCAGGUCUGCGAAGACAUGGAUGGAAACAUUGUGGGAUAUAUCAUGGGCAAGGUUGAAUCUUCACCUGAUACCUACAAAUUCUCCGAGCACUACCUCCCGUGGCAUGCGCAUAUCACCGCCCUGACCGUAGCUCCAGAGGCACGAAGGUCGGGCAUUGGCAAGAUCUUGACUGAGCAGUUGGAAAUAGCCGCCGAUGCCAAGAAUGCCUGGUUUGUCGAUUUGUUUGUCCGAAGAAGCAACCACCGAGCCAUCGCCUUUUACAAGAACCUAGGCUACAGCGUCUUUCGCGUGGUCAAAGACUACUACGACGAACAUGCCACUGAUCCUACCAAGUCGAGCGAGGAUGCCUUCGACAUGAGGAAGCCCAUGAAGCGAGACAAGGACCACCAGCAUAUCAGGGAUGAUGACGAGCGCCACGAGGUUAACCCAGACGAUGUCUGGUAAGAAUUGUUUAACAAUACAAAUCGCCCCCCC
Molecule: messenger RNA, 741 nt
Organism: Ilyonectria robusta
Lineage: Eukaryota; Fungi; Ascomycota; Sordariomycetes; Hypocreales; Nectriaceae
Product: N-acetyltransferase 5
Exons: 2
Coding region: 283-711 (142 amino acids)
Biological process (GO): N-terminal peptidyl-methionine acetylation
Cellular component (GO): NatB complex
Molecular function (GO): protein-N-terminal amino-acid acetyltransferase activity
Source: RefSeq, a predicted model, not a curated record